Messenger RNA from Striga asiatica, 303 nucleotides. The record is from the annotation of a GenBank genome assembly. NCBI's taxonomy places the organism in Eukaryota, Viridiplantae, Streptophyta, Magnoliopsida, Lamiales, Orobanchaceae.
AUGUCGCGCAUGGCGAACCUGGUAGUCUCCGCAACCCUCAACCCAACGAUGCACCGCACAACCCUCGACGUCCUCGAAGUCCAUGUCUGGUCGCCACUGCUUGCGAUAGCGGCCAUCGCCGAACUCAUCGGCAUCCUGUCGGGCUGGACGACCACCAAACGGGUUGAUGUCGGACCAGGAACUUAUGCCGUCUUCUGCUGGCGGAGCGCCCCACCAAAGCCUCGUCUGCCAAGCCCACCUCUGAAAUCCCCGCAACCUUCCUCGGCCCCUAGCCAUGUCGUCGCGUAUUUACUAUUCGAAUAA